GUGCGGGUGUGGGAGGAGAAGUCAAGUAAGAGCCGCGGGGACUCUGACAUGGCUGGACUACUAGGCACAUGUGUUUCCCCUUCUCUCACUUCUACUUGCCAACUCCUCUCUCCAUUACUAUCAAGACACAUCACCGGGCUGGUGUGUGUGACAGGACGGGACGGGACGGGUGUGAUGUAUUGCGAUGCGGCUCCUUCUCAUCCACGGUGUGUUUUUCCUCCAGUGUUUGCGGUUCUCCCAGCAGCAGUUUCCCAGGCUCUGCGCCACAACGGAGGCCCUGCUCUCUAAAGAGUGCUGCCCGGUCUGGGAAGGGGAUGGUUCGGCCUGCGGGGCCAGCUCUGGCAGGGGGUUCUGCCGGGACGUGGAGGUAUCGGAUCUUCCCAACGGGCUGAAUUACCCCUUCUCCGGAUUGGACGACAGAGAGAGGUGGCCUCUGGUAUUUUAUAACCGGACCUGCCAGUGCGCCUCCAACUACAUGGGGUUCAACUGCGGAGAGUGCCAGUUCGGACUGUUUGGGGCUAUCUGCGAGGAGAGGAGAGAGUCCGUGCGGCGGAACGUGUUUCACCUGUCGGCAGCGGAACGGCGGAAACUCAUCUCUUACCUCAACCUGGCCAAGCACACCGUUAGCCAAGAUUAUGUCAUAGCCACCGGGACCUACCGGGAGAUGAAUAACGGGAGCACCCCGCUGUUCUCUGACGUCUCGACCUAUGACGUGUUUGUGUGGAUGCACUACUAUGUCUCCAGGAAUGCUCUUCUCGGUGGACCGGGGAAUGUCUGGACCGAUGUGGACUUCGCCCACUGGGCUCCCGCCUUUCUGCCGUGGCACCGUGUGUACCUGCUGCACUGGGAGCGCGAGAUCCGAAAACUGACCGGGGACUUUGAGUUCUCCAUCCCGUACUGGGACUGGCGGGACGCGCAGGGCUGUGACAUCUGCACCGAAGACCUGAUGGGCGCCCAGAGCCUGCGAGAUCCCAACCUCAUCAGCCCUGCUUCAGUGUUCUCUUCUUGGAGGGUGAUGUGUUCACGGGCGGAAGACUACAGUGUGAGGGGGGUUCUGUGUGACGGUAACGACGAGGGGCCGUUGCUGCGUAACCCUGGCAACCACGACCAUAACCUGGUUGCGCGGUUGCCGACGGCAGCAGAGGUGGAGUUCACGGUCAGUCUCCGUGACUACGACACAGGAGCCAUGGACCGCUCCGCUAACUUCAGCUUCAGAAACACACUAGAAGGUUUUGGGAACCCUCAGACAGGCCUGGGUAACAGUAGGGUGAUGGGGAUGCACGCCUCUCUUCAUAUCUUCAUGAACGGCUCAAUGUCUUCAGUCCAGGGGUCAGCUAACGACCCUAUUUUCCUACUGCACCACGCCUACGUAGACAGUAUCUAUGAGCAGUGGUUGCGGAGACAUGCUCCAGAGCAGACCCACUACCCAGAGUUCAAUGCUCCCAUUGGCCACAAUAGGCAGUACCACAUGGUGCCCUUCAUACCUCUACACAGAAACAUAGAAUACUUUACCUCCAGCAAAGAACUGGGGUACCAAUACUCCUACAUGCUCAACUCAGAUCAGAGGAUAUCGGAGGUUCUCAGUCCUUACCUGGAGCUAAUGAUGGAGGCGUGGCCCUGGUUGCUAGGGGCGUUGGUCCUGGGGGCGCUGGUUACCAUGACUGUGGCUGCAGUAGCUGCGACUAUGACCCGGAUGUGUUGGGGUGCGUGGCCAUGGCAACUCGGGGAGAAGAGUUCAGCGUUCCACCUACCAGAGAGGGAACCGCUCAUCAUCAGCAGUGAUAGUGAUACCCCCAACUACCACACUGUUUAGUCCCAACUACCACACUGUUUAGUCCCAACUACCACACUGUUUAGUCCCAACUACCACACUGUUUAGUCCCAACUACCACACUGUUUAGUCUCAACUACCACAUUGUUUAGUCCCAACUACCCCAACUACCACACUGUUUAGUCCCAACUACCACACUGUUUAGUCCCAACUACCACACUGUUUAGUCUCAACUACCACAUUGUUUAGUCCCAACUACCCCAACUACCACACUGUUUAGUCUCAACUACCACACUGUUUAGUCCCAACUACCACACUGUUUAGUCUCAACUACCACACUGUUUAGUCUCAACUACCACAUUGUUUAGUCCCAACUACCCCAACUACCACACUGUUUAGUCACAACUACCCCUACUACCACACUGUUUAGCCCCAACUACCCCUACUACCACACUGUUUAGCCCCAACUACCCCUACUACCACACUGUUUAGCCCCAACUACCCCUACUACCACACUGUCUAGUCCCAACUACCCCAACUACCACACUGUUCAGUCCGAACUACCCCAAAUACCACACUGUUUAGUCCCUACUACCACACUGUUUAGCCCCAACUACCCCUACUACCACACUGUUUAGUCCGAACUACCCCAACUACCACACUGUUUAGUCCCAACUACCCCAACUACCACACUGUUUAGUCCCAACUACCCCAACUACCACACUGUUUAGUCCCAACUACCCCAACUACCACACUGUUUAGUCCCAACUACCCCUACUACCACUCUGUUUAGCCCCAACUACCCCUACUACCACACUGUUUAGUCCGAACUACCCCAAAUACCACACUGUUUAGUCCCUACUACCACACUGUUUAGCCCCAACUACCCCUACUACCACACUGUUUAGUCCCAACUACCCCUACUAUCACACUGUUUAGCCCCAACUACCCCUACUACCACACUGUUUAUCCCCAACUACCCCUACUACCACACUGUUUAGCCCCAACUACCCCUACUACCACACUGUUUAGUCCCAACUACCCCAACUACCACACUGUUUAGUCCGAACUACCCCAACUACCACACUGUUUAGUCCCAACUACCCCUACUACCACACUGUUUAGCCCCAACUACCCCUACUACCACACUGUUUAGUCCCAACUACCCCAACUACCACACUGUUUAGUCCGAACUACCCCAAAUACCACACUGUUUAGUCCCUACUACCACACUGUUUAGCCCCAACUACCACACUGUUUAGUCCGAACUACCCCAACUACCACACUGUUUAGUCCCAACUACCACACUGUUUAGUCCCAACUACCCCAACUACCACACUGUUUAGUCCCAACUACCCCAACUACCACACUGUUUAGUCCCAACUACCCCUACUACCAUACUGUUUAUACCCAACUACCACACUGUUUAGUCCCAACUACCCCAACUACCACACUGUUUAGCCCCAACUACCACACUGUUUAGCCCCAACUACCACACUGUUUAGCCCCAACUACCACACUGUUUAGCCCCAACUACCCCAACUACCACACUGUUUAGCCCCAACUACCACACUGUUUAGCCCCAACUACCACACUGUUUAGCCCCAUUUACCCCAACGAGCACACUGUUUAGCCCCAACUACCACACUGUUUAGCCCCAACUACCACUAUUUAGCCCCAACUACCACACUGUUUAGCCCCAUUUACCCCAACGAGCACACUGUUUAGCCCCAACGAGCACACUGUUUAGCCCCAACUACCACACUGUUUAGCCCCAACUACCACACUGUUUAGCCCCAACUACCACACUGUUUAGCCUCAACUACCACACUGUUUAGCCCCAUUUACCACAACUACCACACUGUUUAGCCCCAACUACCACAACUACCACACUGUUUAGCCCCAACUACCACACUGUUUAGACCCAUUUACCCCAACGAGCACACUGUUUAGCCCCAACUACCACACUGGAUGGAAUGGCAUCAAACAUUAGGAGACCAUGUGUUUGUAUUUGAUACCAUUCCACUACAGCCAUUACCACAAGCCCAUUCACCCCAAUUAAGGUGCCACCAACCUCCUGUGGUAAACAUAUACAAUAAAAAGACACCCUUUUACAGUAGAUGUGCUUGAUUUACAUCGGAUUGUGUAUUCUUGGGUCAUUCUGUUGGCUCCAAAGCGGGAUCUCUGUCUACCGGCACACCGCCCGAGCUCAACCAAGCGCACCAAUUGAUUGACAAGCACACGAAUCAGGAGGAGCAUGGGUGUGUCACUUGAAUCACCAGCAACGAGAUGUGUUCUGGCACAUGUGGAAUGUUAGGUUUAGAUUCCUCCCCCGUUAGUCUAAAAAGCGUGCAAGAGUUCAUGGAGUCUCUCUCUCUCAAAAGGUCAUAACUAUGUUAAAUGAUUAUGAUAUUAAUAAAGAAAAAAAGAGCUAAAAAAUAACUGUGUUGUGG
Molecule: messenger RNA, 4224 nt
Organism: Oncorhynchus kisutch (coho salmon)
Lineage: Eukaryota; Metazoa; Chordata; Actinopteri; Salmoniformes; Salmonidae
Product: tyrosinase
Exons: 5
Coding region: 185-1813 (542 amino acids)
Biological process (GO): melanin biosynthetic process; pigmentation
Molecular function (GO): tyrosinase activity
Source: RefSeq, a predicted model, not a curated record